Molecule: messenger RNA, 1311 nt
Organism: Saccharomycopsis crataegensis
Lineage: Eukaryota; Fungi; Ascomycota; Saccharomycetes; Ascoideales; Saccharomycopsidaceae
Gene: PAF1
Product: Paf1p
Exons: 1
Coding region: 1-1311 (436 amino acids)
Biological process (GO): transcription elongation by RNA polymerase II
Cellular component (GO): Cdc73/Paf1 complex
Molecular function (GO): RNA polymerase II complex binding; chromatin binding
Source: RefSeq, a predicted model, not a curated record
AUGUCGAGACAGGAUUACAUUACCAGAGUCAGUUACAAGAACGACUUGCCUCCUCCAACAUGUCCUCCUCGUAUCCUAAAGUACACUUCUACCAUCUCAAACCAUGAUUCUUUAAUCAGCGACGGGAUUUUAUCAUCGUUAUUCAGAAAACAGAAUUUCAAGAAAUACAUCAACUUGCCUAAAGAUGGCAAUACAAAUGACCCGCUAGCAUUGAACUUGGAUCUCAUUGAGGUGCCUGAGUUAUUUGAACAAAGCGGGGCCGUGGCGCUACAUGAAUUGCCAUUCUCAAAGGGUGACCAGUCCAAAGGGAUCACUUUACACGAAAAGGAUAAAGGGUUAUUAAGAAACCCAGACUUUAAUCUCAAGAAAGAAGCAUCUCGCUCGCUUCCUGGGGGUGAUAGUAGACCAGGCGCGCCAUCGGUGGCUUUCUUAAGAAAGACCGAAUAUAUUUCAAAUAAGUCCCAUUUCCUCGGAGCCAAGAACCAACAUUCUCAAACACCAAAUAAAAAGAGGACAGUUGAUGAUUUGACUGCUGACGCCCAACUUCGAAACAUUGAACAGAGCUUUGAAGAAGCUAGUAAGACCUUAUCUGGCGACGGCUUCCAGAAUUUAAGACAUCCAAUAAAGAAACAUCUUAGACCAGUCAAGGCAUGGUCGUUAAUCCCUAAUUCUGAAAAUAUGGACCAGGCAUAUUUUUCCACCAAAUUUUUGGGUUCUGCUUCUUUACACAGAUCAAAGCAAGAAAAAAAUUUUGUUGGAGAGCUAUCUGAUAAAUCUAAUAACGGUAUUAAUAACCAUAACCCAAUAUACACAACCUCAAUUUUCAAACCAAUUGCCCUGAGAGAUGAAGAAUGGAUGUCAUUUUUCACCAUGGACGAUUUGGAAAAAUCGAAAGCUUUGAAAAGAAAACUCGAUUCUGUGGAGUUGGAUGAGGAAGAAACCUUCAAAUUCAAGUUCAAUAAAUAUUAUGAUUUGAAAUAUGAGGAUUAUGACACUAGCCAAGCAAAACAAAUUGCCAUCAGCUUAGGCAGUAAUAAACCGGGUGGGUCGGCAAACCUUGAGGCGAAAUAUUUACCAAUCCAAGGUAAAAUUGAGUUGAAAAAGAAAAGACUCAAUCCUGAAUCUCUUGCCGACGAUGAAAAUGAUGGUCCAGUUCAUUUUGAUCAAAUUCUCUUCACUGUUAGAGAAUCAACUGCCGAAGAAGAAACUGAAAGAGAUAGGCAAAGAAGUAAAUACGAUCCUUAUAAUUAUGUGGCACAAAUUGAUGAAGAAGAAGAAGAAGAAGGAGAGGUUGUUCAGGAAGAGGAUUAG